Molecule: messenger RNA, 594 nt
Organism: Acanthoscelides obtectus
Lineage: Eukaryota; Metazoa; Arthropoda; Insecta; Coleoptera; Chrysomelidae
Source: the annotation of a GenBank genome assembly
CCCUGGUCUAGAAGGAACGGUUGCGUCUGAACAGCAUUCUCGUCUAGAAAAAUACCAAAAAUGCCCAAUAAAUAUGUGAGGAAAACUGAUAGAGGCGUGUCCAGUGCCGAAAUAUAUGAACUAGCCUUUGAAGAGGUGACGUUUAGGGGACAAAGCCUCAGGAGUGCUGCAUCUGCUUACAAUAUAAACUAUAUGUCUUUACAGAGAUAUAUUAAAAAGAAAAAAGCAUACCAGGCCAACUUGACAGACAAGCCUCCAUCGGUCGGGUAUGUCAGUCAGACAGUUUUUUUGAAAGACGAAGAAAACGUACUAUGCGAAUAUUUGUUGACUUGUGCGGCAUCUAAUUACGGAUUAACAACAAAAGAGACAAGAAGAUUAGCCUAUAUGUUAGCAAAAAAGCAUGAUAAGAAAUUUCCGACAUCGUGGGAGGAAAAUAAAAUGGCAGGUGAAGUAUGGCUGAAGCUAUUUAUGGAGCGCCAUCCAAUUUUAUCCUUGAGAUUGCCUCAACCCACAAGUAUAGCUCGCGCUACGAGCUUCAAUAAAACUAACGUGGCGGCCUUUUUUAAGAAUUACACAGGUGUCCUGACCAAGUAA